GACCUGCCCAGCAGCCACCACAAUUUCGCUUGUCAAGGGAUCCCACGCGAGCUGGUGAUAGCGGUCAACGCUAAACGUCGAGGUGCGGAAGUCGGUGUCGAACUAUGUGAUGUGGUUGAGGACCAAAUGAAUUGGCGGUUGCUUGGUCGAUCGUUAUGUCAACGAUUGUUCUGACAUUGCGAAGUUGUGUAGGCUUCUUUGUAACUAAUCCAUUGGCCAAUAGCAGUGCAGCAGUGACUGAUUUUAGACAAAAAGAGCACUACAAAUUGGUACAGCCGGAGGACGCUGGGCGUCUUGGCUUGAGCUGUGUGGUGUCCAGAGCUGAAAGAUUGGGCAGGUUGUACGAUGGUAGCGAGCUGCCGCGUGGUAGCGAACUUGCUUUUUGCUCCAAAGGGAGAAAGGGGCCCUUCAAAAGUGCCGCGGAAUCUCCCGGUGUGGUAGCUGUGACAGCACGUGGAGUCAAGCUGAGAGCCUGGGUGUCUGUACUCUGUACUGAUGAUUAGUGAACCUCGUCGGACAUCGGUCGAUGAGUCUCUUGGUCUGAGUUGUGAAGAGGUGAAUGAGCUGAAGUGUUGAAGCGCGUUAUAAGAGUGUAAUGAUUUGAAUUCGUCUGAAGGAGGGGCCUCGUCAUCCUCGCCAGAAUGCGAGG
Macroventuria anomochaeta is the source of this 649-nucleotide messenger RNA. RefSeq lists its product as uncharacterized. The transcript has a single exon. The record is from RefSeq and is a predicted model, not a curated record. Lineage: Eukaryota; Fungi; Ascomycota; Dothideomycetes; Pleosporales; Didymellaceae. Bases 156 to 503 code for a protein of 115 amino acids.